Molecule: messenger RNA, 309 nt
Organism: Trematosphaeria pertusa
Lineage: Eukaryota; Fungi; Ascomycota; Dothideomycetes; Pleosporales; Trematosphaeriaceae
Exons: 1
Coding region: 1-309 (102 amino acids)
Source: RefSeq, a predicted model, not a curated record
AUGUCCAAUGAUCAAUCGAACACCUCCGCCCCGCCCUCCGCCCCGCCAAACACUCCUCAACCCUCGCAGCCCCAACCCUCUGGGGAGCAGGGCAGUGUUCCCCAAAUCAAUGGAGAACCUAAUCACGGUAAUGACGGAACGGAGAACAGCUCCCAGGACGAUAUUUCGGGGGCUGCCUCAGCAGAUAUGAGCCACCAUUGGGAUCUUGCAACCGAUGGUAGCGUCCUAGAGCCUCACGAUACUCCCGUUGAAGAGCCCCACGAUACUCCUACUGAACCGAGAGAACAGGGGCCUGAUGGCUCGAAUUAA